Messenger RNA from Bactrocera oleae (olive fruit fly), 4479 nucleotides. RefSeq lists its product as uncharacterized. Lineage: Eukaryota; Metazoa; Arthropoda; Insecta; Diptera; Tephritidae. The record is from RefSeq and is a predicted model, not a curated record.
AGUUAUCGACCGAACGCCAUCCGAAACGGCUGCUCUAACGGAAAUCCUCUGGUGUUGAAAAUCGAAAAUCGCUUAACAGCACACAUAUAUAUAUAUAUACUGAUAACGCGAAUUUAAGCACAUUAAAAACGCUACCAAAUCUCGUUACAAACUAAACAGAAAAUAUUUCGGUGAAAAAAGCAAAUAAAAACUAAUAAAAAGGCAGUCAACUGCAGCCGCGCAGGAAGACCAUCAAAUUCCCUAAGCCAAAUAGAAGCGCAAACGCGGACUAGUCCGACACGCGCACACAACAAAAUACUGUUAAAAUUCACGCUCAAUCUGAUAAUCAGCGACUAACAGCACCAACGGACGGACAGACAGACGGCCAGUUGCGCUUCUCUGCGACGCCGCGCACGCCGCUCCUGCGCCUACCGCCAGCUACCUAGUACGCCAGUUGUUAGGUGCGUUUAUGCAUAGAAAACAACACAACAAAAGUGAAAUUUUACUCAAUGAAUUGUCAACGAGGCAAAACAACAAUAACAGCAACGGCAAAAAGUCCACUUAAACAGCGGCAAUAAUUUCACGCAUUUGAGUGCAUCAAAUACAUAUAAAUAAUAUACAACCAAGCAUAUAAACAAAUAAGUAAAUUUCAGCAACGAAAAAAAUUAAUUUUAAACUGAUAGCGAGUCAAAAGGAUGCACCACCAAGCGUGUGCUUGCAUGUUUGUAUGUAUGUAUGUGUGUGCAUAAGUAAGUGCUAGCUCGCUUAAUUGAGUGUGAAAAUACAUGCAUAAAGCAAAACAAGUGAGAAAAAAGUGCAAAGUAAAUGAAGAUAUUUGAAAUUUGUUGAAAAAAGUCUUUACGAAGUGUAAAAGUGCGAAAUUGCUUGGUAAAACAGGACAAUAAAAAGCCAAGGAAACAGAUAAGCGAAGGAAAAUUGUUGGGAUAUUUGAAUAGUUUAUGAUCCCCUGACAGCAAUGAUUACCGAUCGCAACAAAUUCAAUUUUGUUACGAUAUGCAUUGGUUUAAGCUUCCUGCUCACCAGCGCAAGCGUGGCGUCCGCGCAAGCAACGAGCAAUGCGCAGCAGGAGACAAAUCAACAGCAGCAGCUGCAAACACUUGAGCAAAAGCAGGCGGCUAUCGCGACGAUAACAGUGGUGGACAAUAACAAAGAUGAAAAGACGAAUGCGAUUUUAAAUGAGCCAAUAAACGAUGUGGCGCACGCAUUCAGCCCGCGCUUGGAUUACAGCAACGAAUGGCGACCUGUGGGCCGUGGUGAUCCACUGAAAAACGAUCCAACAUUCGAUUACAGCCCGCCAACGCUGGAACAUGUACGCUACUGGGCGGAGACAACCACAAAGGAUGGUGUCAACAGCAAAGAGGAGAGCGACAGCGGCAAGCAGGAUAUAAAUAGCGUGCGCUUUGCUGCCCACGCAGGCCACCAGGACAUUCUCAAGCUCGGCAUGCCGAAUGAACACUUACGAGGCAGUAACGGUGUCAUACAUGCAACGUCGCAUGCACCACAACAACAUGCGCAUAUGCAUCAACAUGCGAUUAUGCCACACCAGCACUACCAUCAAUCCCACCAUCCGGGCGCCGUUAAAAAUGCAAAAGGUGAAAUACCGCUAGUACAACCGAAAUACACCUCAGUGCGUCGCAGUUAUUAUGCACAACAACCACCGACACGUCUAAUGCCACCACCCAUGCAGGCGAACUCACCGCCAAUCAAUACUUUCAAUGUACCCAUGAAACCCUCGCAAGCGCAUACGGAGUAUAGGCAUAGCAUGUCGGCGGCGCCCCUACCGCAUACUCCUACAAUGUCCAGCAUGGGACCAUCCUCGUCAUCUUUGUCGCCGCACGCAAUGCAACAUAUAAAGACACAGCACCAUCCAAGCAUGUCUACAACGGCUUCAUCCUCAUCGUGGAUGUAUCAUGCACCGCCUACCAUGCAUCACCAUCAUCAGCAGCCUCAACAUCAUCACUAUGCUAUGUCCAGCGGUUCGGCAGCUGUUAUACCAACGUCGGCACAAUCAUCGCGUAUGCCAAUUUCACACGCUUACGACUCUCAUCCGCAGGACUCCCAUCACUACUUCAGCUACGCCCGUCCCAGCUCGAAUAGCAUCACUUCGCAUUCACCACAGGAAUCUUACACUGCCAAUUCCGUACGCUACAGUCCGAACAGUUUAAAGCAAAACGGUGCAGGACGCAAGCCAUGGUUGCAUGAACUCUUACAAAAGGAGAUCAUAAAAACAUCAGUCAAGCCUAACUAUUCAACUUCCGGCAACAAGUAUGCCUACGAGACUACAAAGCCCAUUUAUGAGCGCAUGCCAUCCACCAAUGCAAUAAACGGUGGUUUCACACCAAUAACACCGAUUACAUACGUCUCAGCGCCUCCAACUGUAGCUUCCACGACGACCAAAACAACAAUAGUGCCAUCAACACCAUCAACAAUUGCUAUCACACCCAGCGUUUUCUAUCCAACUAUCAGCCCUACACUGGCGCCACAUACCCCCAGCAGCACUACGCAUGUCAUUUACACUACGCCAACAACAACGACGACACCGCGCAGUACUACGUCGACGACUUCUUCACGCCUACUGAUACCAACCACCAGCAAUUUGGCAUCCCGACCGACUGUGGCACCAAUGCAAAUGACUACGGACUCCUUAUUUUCACACUACAAACAACCCGAAGCGCCACUCAGAGGUCCUAUGUACCUAAUUAUUGAAGGUCACUCGAAAGUGAAGAAAUAUGGCAAGAAUGGUAUCAACUUAAAUCUACCGAAAAUAGUCCCUGUCAUACCAAAACGUGAACCUGUCGUACGUAUAGCGGAACCGGGUGAGGAGAAGCGUGGCACCCCCGAGACCUUCCAUGUAGAACACCUGCAUGUAAAGACCUCGACCACGACGACGACAACAACAACAACAGCAAAGCCUUCAACGACACCGAAAUCUGUGACGACAGCCAAGCCUCCGACGAGCACAACAGCGAAACCUACGAAAGCUGCGCCAACAAUAAAAGUCACAUCAACAACUUCGAAGCCUGUAGUGACCACCAAAUCUAAUACAACCACUAAUUCCGCUAAAACAACAUCGAAACCAGUGACAUCAACGACCACAACAGCACGACCCACAGCAACCACUGUAUCUUCUAAAGUCAUCAGCACAACAGCCGCAGCAGUUACAACAAAAGCAACAACCAAAAGUACUGUUAAAUCUGAAAACUUCAAGCCAACACCAUCGCCAGCUGUUGCAAGGCCUACACAAAGUGAGCCACUGCUAAAGCUUGAGCUGCCUAAUGAGCCACCAACUGGCAUGUCGGGAUUACUGAGCCUACUUGACUCCUCGCUAGGCGGACUCUUUGCCGAGCAGCCAUUAGAUUCAAUUGAAAUGCCCGCGUCACCAACGCAAGCAAAACAAACGGCAUCCAUGAAGACUGCGAUGAUGAGCAUACCCAACACUGUUUUGAAGGCAGUCAAUACCGCCGCUACCACGACAACUGCCACACAAUCUGUGGUAGUACCUGUCGUACCGGAUGCACGCAUUGGCACUAACGCCGGCCGCAUUGAUGCCGCCGCCGACACCUUUGGUUCGGGGUCGGCAGAGUUUAGCUUCACCACAGAUAUGCCGCCGCGUGAGGUGCGCCAAGUAUUCGAUUAUGAUCAGCGCCCGGAAUCACGUCUUAAGGAUUUCAUAAUUGGGGGCUUCGAUGGCGACGCAACGGAUGAUGAGGGAGCGUCAUCAGCUUUCUACGAUGAUGAAUUCGAGGAGUACGAAGGAGAGGGCACAAACAAUAGUGCAAAUGGCGAACAGCCAAUUAAGCGUAUGGAUCGAUUUGUCGAUGGCGAAGAGGGUGAGUUUGUGGGCGAUUACGAGGAUGUAGAUUUGGAGGAGUUGGGUAUGAGUGAUGUGGCGCCAUCUGCAAAAUCAACAAUACUUGUGCGCACACAAGCGAAAAUGGCGUAGACGUGCCCGCCAGAUGCUAAGGGCGCUUAAAUACACGCCGCUACAGCCAAUGCGAAAAUGCUGAACUCUUCACCUUUCGAUGAGACCAAAACUAAACGCUUGCAUUCGCGUAUCUCUGUAGACGCCGUUGCCGUUGUUUGGCGCAGCAUUUCAGUCAUUCAGACGUACAGUCAAACCAUUUUAAUAUUAUAUGUACGUAAUUUGGAAAAUUCAGUUGCAUUUAGGAAUUUUUACACUCUACGUACUGCUCUACACCAAAUCUAUUUUUUAAAACUUGUAUUUUAGACACAACUUUUUGCUAAGCGUCUGCGUUUGUUUUUCUCCGAGUAAAUUUUAGUGUAUGUACAUAACACAGCUUUAUUUAUGUAUUUUGUAUUGUAUUUAUUUAUUUAUGGCAAAGAUUUACUCACUUACUACGCUUAAGUUUCGUCGCGAUUAUUUUGUGACUCAAUAUUUAUUUGAAUGUCUGUUUAGAUUUUAAGCUUAAUUAUUUUGUAUUCUUUGCUGUCAUCUUUAUUUAUAAGGUUUUCAAAAAC